Molecule: messenger RNA, 2229 nt
Organism: Mesorhabditis belari
Lineage: Eukaryota; Metazoa; Nematoda; Chromadorea; Rhabditida; Rhabditidae
Source: the annotation of a GenBank genome assembly
AUGAGCAACUUUCAACGGGAUACCACCACAAAGACGGGAGUAAAAACAGCGAUUCCUGAGACGGAUGAAACAACUAAUCCGUCAACUCGUGCAACGGAGGAAAACCGGAAAUCAUCGAAAUCGGAAGAAUCGACGAAGCAAGGAAAUCACGAUAUAGCGACCACGAUUACACUUAUCUCAGCCGAUAGCAAUAACAACCUGAACAAAGUGCUCGAUGAAACGGCGUCGGCGCCUCGUGACGCUAAAAAGAAAAGAAUUCUUGUUUUGAAUAAACUGAUGACCAUCACAAACAAGCUUCUCACCUUUGUCGGACUAAAAAAGAAGAAAAAGCCGGCUGAUCUCGAAGCGGGUGAAAAUGCUGAGGGCCGGCAAAGAUGGGGAUCAUCACUUCAAUUCAUACUCACGUGUAUCGGCUACGCUGUUGGUUUGGGAAAUAUUUGGAGAUUCCCUGCACUGGCUUUCAAACACGGAGGAGCUGCUUUCCUGAUUCCGUACGUGUGUUGCAGUUUCUUCUUCGGCUUCCCCCUGUUAUACUUUGAGCUCUCGAUCGGACAAUAUUUACAAAGUGGACCCAGCAAGGCUUUCUACAAGUUCAAGCCGAUUUUCCAGGGUAUCGGAUGGACGAUGACUUUUGUGUCGCUGCUGGUCGGCACUUAUUACAGUGUGAUCAUUGCUUGGGUUGGCAUCUACUUGUACUACUUGUUCACAUUUCAAUACGACAAAUGGACAACGUGCAAAAACGAAUGGAACAACAAAGAUGAGUGUAUCUCAAUUCUGGCGGACCAAGAGUGCCUUGCAGCGGGAAAAGGGUUGAAUUACUCGUACCAUGGAGAAUGUGUUAUCGCGAGGCCAAAUGGAACCUAUCGAGCCGCUGCUGAGGAAUUUUUCGAGAAAGAAGUCUUACGGAUGUCGGAUUCGAUUGAGAGCAUAAGCAACAUGAAUUGGCAGGUAUUCAGCUCUUUGGCGAUAAUGUGGAUCCUGAUUGCGUUUGGGUUGUGGAAAGGAGUCAGGCACAUUGGCAAGAUAUCGCUCUUCACUGCCACCGUACCAUAUGUGAUUAUUGCGAUCCUCUUUGUGCGCGGUGUCACGCUGGAGCACGCGAGCGAUGGAAUCAACUUCUACUUGCUGAAACCGGACUUCUCGCACGUGUUGAAGAUCGAUACUUGGCGAUCCGCACUCAUUCAAGUUUGCUUUUCACUUUCGGUUGGAUUUGGUGGAUUGCUGUCGAUGGCCUCCUACAAUCAGCACACUCACAAUUGUUUUCGAGAUGCUGUCAUUGUUGCUUUCGCCGACUCGUUCAUGGCGAUCUUUGGUGGAAUUGCCGUCUUCUCGACAACCGGCUAUUUGGCACAUGUGCAAGGAAAAAACAUCUCCGAAGUGAUUCGAGAGGAAGCAAUCGCAACAAUGAAUGCAUCUUGGCUUUGGGCAUUCCUAUUCUUUCUCAUGCUAUUUCUACUCGGGAUCAGCACACAAUUUGUCUACGCCGAGACCGUCGCGACGUCAUUGAUGGAUCAAUUCCCGAGACUGAAACCGAUGCGAGCCUAUCUCACCACGGGAACGUGUAUUCUUAUGUUCCUCAUCGGAAUAAUCAUGUGUACAGAUGCUGGCAUUUAUUGGUUCAUUAUCUUCAACGACUACACCGGCUCGUUCUCUGUUUGUGUGGCAUGUGUGGCCGAAAUCGUGUGUGUCCUGUAUUUCUAUGGUCCAAAAAAUUGGCGAAAAGAUCUCCAAUCGAUGUUUGGCGAGCCAAAAUACUGUAUUUCUAAAUGGAUUGGGCGUACCGGGUACUACUUUAUGGCUAACUGGAUGGUCGUGUCACCAUUGCUUGGAUCGGUGAUUUUCGUUUUCACAUGCUGGCGCACUGAACCAACAAAAUACGGAAACAAAGCGCUUCCAAUUUGGGCCGAUGCAAUUGGAUGGAUUCUUGGACUGGCUCCCUCGUUGUGCAUUCCAAUUUUCGCCAUUGUCAAUAUUGGGAUUUUUGCGAGGAAAGGAGAUUGGAAAGACGCCUUUCGUGUACAUGAAAGUCAUCGCUCGUAUCUUCGUGUGAGAGGACUGUUGAGUACGAAAGAAUGGUCGAAUCGCGAAAAAAUCAGCUAUGCAGGCGCCGAUGAAGAUGAUGGCGAUGCGGCUGGAAAGAGUCCUUCCCGCGAGUCAAGCUUUGUCUAUUUGAGAACGGCCCGCUCGAGCAGUAGUCGAUUGCACACGAGACCAAGAUCGGUAUCGUGU